Molecule: messenger RNA, 2061 nt
Organism: Aspergillus aculeatinus CBS 121060
Lineage: Eukaryota; Fungi; Ascomycota; Eurotiomycetes; Eurotiales; Aspergillaceae
Product: T6SS phospholipase effector Tle1-like catalytic domain-containing protein
Exons: 2
Coding region: 1-2061 (686 amino acids)
Source: RefSeq, a predicted model, not a curated record
AUGGGGGAUCCCGCGCCUGAGUCCAUCAGCAUCGACAAGAUCCAUCAAAUUGGGACGGAACCCUUUCUGCAAGUUGAAGCCACCACUGCGAAGAACCGCUCUGUUCGCAUCGAGGGUCCGCCAAAGCGGUUGAUCAUCUGCUGUGAUGGAUCAUGGCAGUCAUCCAACCAUGGGCAGAUGAACGUCCCGUCUAAUGUCGCAAGGCUCAGUCGUGCCAUCGCUCGCUGCGGACUUGCUGAUGAUAAGGGAGAUGCCGUCCACCAGAUUGUCUACUAUAACGCAGGCGUAGGCACUGGCACGAGCAAGAAGGACGACCAGAACUGGUUGGCCAACACGAUGGCUGGGAUCCAGAAGACUUGGGAGGGCGCGUUCGGUCGCGGACUGGAGGAAAAUGUCUGCGAAGGAUACAACUUCUUGGUCAACAAUUGGACCCCGGGAGAUGAGAUCUACAUCUUCGGUUUUUCCCGGGGUGCGUACACAGCCCGAGCCUUGGCAGGCCUGGUUUGCAAUAUGGGUAUCUGCAUGCCGGACAUGAUGGAUGACUGGUGGGCUAUGUACGAUGAUUACAAGAAAAGGUUGAAUAGGCAGAACAGCUUUGCCCUUGUCUGCAGCAACAAGCUCUCUGGCACGUGGAUAGACACGUGGAGUGGGGGCUCGAAAGGUGCUACCGCGGGAUUGAAGUAUGAGGAUCGGUUUUACAAGAAUGUCCCGAUUGAGGUGGUUGGUGUUUUCGAUACUGUCGGCGCUCUAGGCUUGCCCAACAAUACUUGGUAUGAUUUUACAAACUAUAACAGUAAUGAGCACGGCUUUCAUGACACAGACGUGCACCCACAGAUUAAGCACGCCUUUCACGCUCUGGCGCUGGAUGAUCAUCGAGCACCGUUCAGUCCCACACUUUGGCACCUUCCGACCCGCAACACCACGACCAAACUGAUUCAGUGCUGGUUCCCGGGAUGUCACAUUCACAUCGGAGGAGGUAGCGAGGAGACGGCGCAGCAUAUGGGAGAUCUGGAAUCGAUGGCGAGCUUGUCACUGGCGUGGAUGAUUGACCGGGUUCGAGAGCACACGAACCUUCAAUUCGAGUCUUACGAGUUAACGCGUCUCUAUCAAACAUACAUCAACACCGUCCUCGACCUAUCGCAGCGCUCUUUCAAGAGAUGGGACAAGGCACACGGCUACAGCUAUGCUAAGGGUGACGGCAAGAACUACGACGACGAAGCUGACCCCGACAAUCGUACUGGCUAUGGUGGCUGGGGUAUGGGAUUCCGACCCGACAGUAUGACCUUCGGUAUGAGCUUCGCAGGCACCAUCAAUCGCACCCCUGGCCAGUACAAACCGCUCAAGAAGAAUGACAAGAACGAGUUGGUUGCUCUGAAUCCGAAUCUCUAUUCUACCGAAGAAUAUAUUCAUCCCGUGGUUGCAUAUGCCUUGGGCAAACCGUACCGGGAGGCCAACCAAGGACCGGUGCUACGCUAUCAGCCGGAAGCACUAAAGAAUUUUACCCGCGUGAAAGACCCCAAAGACCCAACCACCGGUAAAAUCCAAGAAGGGAUCUUCUGGAGAGGAGUCUUCCCACCUAAAGAGAAAGGUUACCUGAAGACCAGAUGGGACUCCAUAUGGGGCGGAUCUCAGCCGCCUGCUGAACCGGAAGUCUUGCUCAUCCCCGAGAUGCCGCUGUGGGAAGAUACAUAUAGUAAUCUGCUGAACGAAAGAGACUACAUGCGGGCCGACUGGCUGGCGUUCUUGGCUCCAAGAUUGUGGUUCCCCGAGCCGACUAUAGAUCACAUCGGCAAAUACCUGAAGGAGCACAAGGAAACCAAGACUUUGGUAGAAAGUUUGACAGAGCGCGAGACGGAUCUACUCUAUCACCUAGCAGUCAAGGCCCAGUCGCAGCUCACUAGUGUCUGGCAGAUGAGAUCCGUAGCCUUUAAGCUGAGGCAGAAGAUACCGUCGAAGGGAAAUGAGGAGAAUGUAAAGUUGAUGCUCGACACGGGUGCUCGCACCAGGAAGUUCUUGGCCCUGCUGGACCGAGGCGAGUUAUAUCCUGAAGAGGAGGCAUGA